AUGAACGAAUAUAUCGAAGAUUGGUCUGAAGAACGAUAUGCCACUUUGAAAUCCAGUUUGGAGGUACAUGAACCUAGCACUUUAAGAUGUCACUCGACAAAGAAGAGUGAAACUGACGGACGUCAAUUGCAUGACGACGUCGAAAGCAGGCAUGUUAGUGAGAGGGGUAAAUAUCCUCAAGGGAAAGCUUACACAAACAGUAAACAGUAUAGAAGUAACUUAGUAAACCAAGAACCAACCGAUGGUAUGAAAAAGACUAGCCCUUCCUUCAAAAGAUCACACUUGGAGCAAUUUAGUGAUCAAAAAACAGAUACCGAUUAUGACGAUUUUAAUCUAAGUGGACUAGAAUUGGAAAAAGAAACCGAUUUUGCACAACAUGCUCCUCAAAAGAAUAGAGAAUCAAGUAGCGGCAAUUUUACCCGCAUCUCAUGGAAUGCCCAACCCCAACCGAAGUCUUCAAUCAGUUCAAACUUAUCAUCAAACUUUGAUUACAAGGGCAACAACUCACCACAUUCACAAUCUCUACAUGGAAAACGGUCAAUGCCCUUAUUGAGAUACGAAGGGAGCAAUCUUGUUCCUAGCUCAACUGGUCAUCAGUUACGUAAAGUGUCGUCUAUAGUAGAAAUGCCAUUUCGGAUGAACUGCUCCGCUAUGUCAGAAGAACGACGGGAAGAUUCAAUAGAAGACUUGCAUGAUCCUGAUGAUGAAUUAGAAGAUAGUAACAAUUUCCGGAUCACAUUAGGGGAUCGUCAAUCGCUCAAGAAACUAAUCAACCUAGCAAAUUACAUGGAAGUUUCACAUACAAAUUCCUCAGUUGGAAGCACAACAAAGAAAUCUCGGAUGCGAUUAAUUAGACAUGGUAGUGGGCGUAAAGAGCGAAAAGCUCACAUUGGGCCGAUGAGGUUUAAUUCUAUGGCCAGUCGAUGGGAGGGUAAUGAGGAAGACCUUGAAAGGUUUGAGGCAGCUUUAGAACGGGAAUCGUUUGGAGGUAUGACCAGCAAUCAGAAUAAAAGUGCAUACAGGCCUGCUAUUCCUGAGAUUGUGAACGGGAUAGAUAUUGGUGGUAUUUUCGCAUUGAAAGAGUCCUGGAAAGAGCGAUGUCAGCAUGAGGAGCAUCGGUGGAGUCGCAAGAUCAAUCAAUGGUUCAAUGGAAGGGAUGAGGAAGAUGGUUUCGGUGAUUUAAUUAAACAAAGGCAUGAAAUCAGAACAAUGAUUGGGCGCAGCACAAUUUAG
Komagataella phaffii GS115 is the source of this 1233-nucleotide messenger RNA. RefSeq lists its product as hypothetical. The record is from RefSeq and is a predicted model, not a curated record. The coding region runs from base 1 to 1233 and encodes 410 amino acids. NCBI's taxonomy places the organism in Eukaryota, Fungi, Ascomycota, Pichiomycetes, Pichiales, Pichiaceae. The transcript has a single exon.